AUGAUGGCCGGGUUGUUAGUCCUGGGCGUCUUGUCUGCCAUUGCACAGGAUCUCAUCUUCCGCCACUACCAAGGUCGAGUUGUCGCGACUGAUGAUGAGCAAAAAUGGGUCGGACGUGUCGGCACUGGCCUUGCUUUCCUGGUCAAAUCGCUGCUGGUCACAGCAUCGACAACUGCCUAUGUCCAGCACCUAUGGCUCGUGGUGCGGGAUCGUCCAACCUCAAUUACCACAUUGGAUGCAAUGUUCGACGCCCUCGGGAACGCUUUAAGCUUGGGAAGGCUAGGCAUAUGGACAGCACGGCCGCUUCUGCUGCUAAUCGCCGGCAUCACAUGGCUUCUUCCCCUUGCAGCGGUGGUAACUCCGUCCGCACUGUCGAUUGCGUCAGUUCUCCGCGUGAGCUAUUUAAUGGUACAAGUCCCCCAACUGGCUUUCAAUAGUCCCAUCUUCGCCAAUCUUGACGACUCUAACCGUUUCCGGGCCGCGAAUAUCCUGGUAACGAGGCUGUCGUUGUCCAGUGCAACCCAUGGCACGAUUCUGCCAAUUCCUGCUCACUAUCCAAAUUCAAGUUAUACCUUAGACUUCUACGGACCUGGGCUGAGCUGCCAGACUGCAAACGAUACCGAGACGCAGGCGUUAGACUACGACCUGUUCGGGCAUGGCAUCUCGGGGGCGAUUUACUACUAUUCAUGGUUCGGGCCGUCCGUAGCCUACUGGAAUCAGUCCUUGGAAGAUGGCCUUGACUACAAUUCCAACGACAGCUCCAGGUUCUGGGUAGGCCUCAUCUCUCCCAGCGGAGAGUCCAAUCAGCUUUAUGAAUGCGCACUUAUGAACAUCUCCUAUUCGGUUGACUUUGCCUUUAACUCGGGCACCCAGAAUCUUAUGGUUCGGCGUAAUCAGGAGAUGAACGGGAUCCCUACUGUACAAAAUACAAGUGGCAUGUCCAGUAUGGCCCUUGCAUCUCAGUCCCUUAUGUAUGUCAUGGACCAGAUUAUAACGGGAGAGAUUGGGGGUGGAGCAGCCGGCAGCCUUAUAUUCACCAGCACGACAGUACAGACCACAAACUUGGCACAAGUAAAUCCACUCUGUGGUCAGAUGGCUGGGGAUACAGACGGCGCUCAAUAUUUCGGGGCCUGUCAGAACAGCUCCUUCUCAGCAGCCCUCGAGGAACUGUUUCAAAACAUGACACUCAGUCUUCUCUCCAAUGAAUAUUUCUGGGAGAACAAUUCUACACCAGUGAAUACCACCGUCGUGACGUCGGAACUAAGGUACAUCUACCACCCAUUGGACCUUUGGAUCCCAUAUGGUGUAGCGAUCCUUUGCACGCUACUAUGUAUUGGGCUUGGUGUGUGGUCUGUCGUCAAGAGCGGUUUAUCCUAUUCGAACGGGUUUUCUACCAUCCUCCGCUCGACCAGAGACCGCAGCAUUGACCAGCUAGUAGUCCCUGAUGAGCUGGGAGGUCAAGAUCCGCUGCCAAGGCGUCUUGCUACAACCAAGCUGAUAUUUAUGGAUGAGAAUGAUCAAAGAUUGGGGUUUCAUGUCUGGACGGAACGACAGCAGUCGAACGAAGCAUAA
Penicillium canariense is the source of this 1572-nucleotide messenger RNA. RefSeq lists its product as uncharacterized. The coding region runs from base 1 to 1572 and encodes 523 amino acids. The record is from RefSeq and is a predicted model, not a curated record. The transcript has 3 exons. Lineage: Eukaryota; Fungi; Ascomycota; Eurotiomycetes; Eurotiales; Aspergillaceae.